AUGGUUCCUCCUCUCAUAGCACUCGAGGAGCAUUUUCUCUCUACGGCCGUCUUGGAAGCGUUCGAUGAUGCAUAUCAAGAGCAGUUCAAAGCCAUACCGGCAGCCAAAGACAAGCUAGCAGAUCUGGACAGCCUACGAUUAGAAGAGAUGGCGAAGGGAAAAAUCUCAAUGCAAGUGAUAUCACAUGCGUGUGCUCCUGGUGGGCCAAGUCCUGAAAUGUGCCGGCAAGGAAACGACCAACUGGCUGCGGCAGUCAGAAAGAAUAAGGCCCAUUUCGCCGGGUUCGCAGUGCUGCCUAUAGCAGAUCCAGAUGAGUGCGCCAAGGAAUUGGAGAGAUCGGUAAAGGAUCUCGGAUUUGUUGGAGCCCUCAUCGACAACCACGUUAACGGAAAGUAUUUCGAUGGUGACGAGUACGAUGUGAUGUGGCGAAAAGCAGAGGAGCUCGAUGUACCUAUAUACCUGCACCCAACGUGGCCUGCCGAGGAUAUGAUGCAACAGUCGUACACAGGCAACUUCACCGCGGGCGCAAGUCGAAGCUUGGGAGCAUCUGGCUGGGGUUGGCAUUCAGAGACUGGUCUUCACAUCUUGCGGCUGUACGCUGCAGGAGUGUUCGAUAAGUUUCCAAGGCUGAAGAUUAUCAUCGGUCACUUUGGUGAAAUGCUACCAUUCAUGCUUCAGCGGAUAUCCAAGCUUAGCGUGCGAUGGGGCCAGCAGAGGCGGAAGAUACUCCAAGUUUGGGAGGAGAACAUAUGGAUCACGACAUCAGGCGUUUGGAGCCUAGAUCCAUUAAAGUGCAUCCUCGGGAACACGAAGAUCGAUCAUAUCCUCUUCAGUGUCGACUAUCCAUUCGAGCCCAACGAGAAUGGCCUCAAAUGGAUACAGGAUCUCGAAGACAGUGGCUUGGUGACUCAGGAGGAGCUUGAAAUGAUUGCGUACAAGAAUGCGGAGAAAUUGCUGAAGGUCAAGGCACCUCAGAUUACGAAUGGUGUACACUGAGGCUGGCGAGGAUGAGGUGUAUGCCGCGUUGCCCGGCGCGCAUUUCUUGGCUGCAGCAUCAUGCUUUCGUGUCGUUGCAUGUAACUUUUGGCGUAGGUUGAGAUCGGGAUGAGGUGGCGAAGUCCAGUUCUGCCUUCAAUAUCGACAGAGGUAGAUAGGUGUAAAGGGAUCUAUGGAUUGUUACAGC
Pseudocercospora fijiensis CIRAD86 is the source of this 1183-nucleotide messenger RNA. RefSeq lists its product as uncharacterized. Gene Ontology annotation, cellular component: cytosol; cytoplasm. Lineage: Eukaryota; Fungi; Ascomycota; Dothideomycetes; Mycosphaerellales; Mycosphaerellaceae. The transcript has a single exon. Gene Ontology annotation, biological process: secondary metabolic process. Bases 1 to 996 code for a protein of 331 amino acids. Gene Ontology annotation, molecular function: hydrolase activity; carboxy-lyase activity. The record is from RefSeq and is a predicted model, not a curated record.